Messenger RNA from Fusarium tjaetaba, 1866 nucleotides. RefSeq names its product GNA-3 g alpha subunit GNA-3. Gene Ontology annotation, cellular component: heterotrimeric G-protein complex. Gene Ontology annotation, biological process: adenylate cyclase-activating G protein-coupled receptor signaling pathway. Gene Ontology annotation, molecular function: G protein-coupled receptor binding; G-protein beta/gamma-subunit complex binding; guanyl nucleotide binding. The coding region runs from base 1 to 1866 and encodes 621 amino acids. The record is from RefSeq and is a predicted model, not a curated record. NCBI's taxonomy places the organism in Eukaryota, Fungi, Ascomycota, Sordariomycetes, Hypocreales, Nectriaceae. The transcript is spliced from 3 exons.
AUGGCCGAUCCCCUUUCAAUUAUCGGGACAGCGGGAGCGAUCGCAAAUAUUAUCGAUGUUCUCACCAAAACGAUCACAACGGUAUGCGACAUGCGACAAGCCUGGAAAAUCGCCGAUCUCAGCGUGUUCGCAUUCGAAAACCAGCUCAAUCUCCUUAAAUUCGCACUUUUUGAGAUCCAGAAAUGGACCGAAUCAAGAUCCAGUGAGCAAUCCCAUCAAUUGGUGAUGCAGGUGGACAGCUGCGUAACGUGUUGCCGACUUCUCAUUGGCAAGAUUGAUGGUGAAGUAUCGCAAUUUCAGAAGAACGUAGCCGGAGACUUGGAACUUGGUUCCAAGCUUUCGUUUCUUUUCAAAACCAAAGACAUGGAGCAGAUUCAGCGGAUGGUUGAUCAGCAAACACAUACACUGACUCUUUUGUUAACUGCAUGCAACUCAAAUGCCUUGAAAGAGCAAACGAGAAUCUUGCAGCAACCUAAACUUGUGCGAGCUCUCCAGGACAUGGAUCGAGACACGGCUUCUCUCAUUGUUCAUCGAGACUCAGACUCCAUAAUCACAGCUACAUCUGUAAGCUCUUCGAGAUGGUCCAUUCAAUUCGCGUUCGAUCGAGAGUUGUUUAUCACCAAGGUUUACGACAAAUGGAUCCGGAAGCUUGCAACGACGCGGCGGAACACCCGUCACGACUCGGAAGAUACAACGAGUGCACCUAUUGAGGAGCAGCAAAUGGCUCUUACCCGUACAGAAACUGCCGCAUCAGAGGAACCAUCUCGAUCAUCAGAAAGCUCCGGAAAACGAAUGGAUACUUUAGCACGUGCCACCAUGGGGAUAGAGAUGCAACCUCUGAGGCAAAGCCGAACCAGAAGCAGCUUAAAACUUCAAACUAAGGUGUCCCGACGUAUUGAUCAAAAGUUGAGAGACGAUUUGAAGUCGGCCGAUCGAGAGAUCAAAGUAAUGGUCCUUGGUUCAGAGUCAAGGAAGCGAGUCUUUGAAGAGAUGAGUUUAUCAGGCAGCCGAUUACAAUGUUACACCGCUGAGCAACUCCGUAUGUUCCGUCCCCUAAUCCUCGGCAUAGCUUUAGAAAGUGUUCAGUAUUUGACAAAGAAGCUAUUGGUCCAUGGAGCCAUCAGAGAAGAUCCCAUACGGGCAUGUUUGGAGGAUGUGAUGAUAUGCCAUAAAGAAGACUUGGAUCUCGACAAUGGGUUUGAGCACUGGGUUGUCCAAAUAUUCCGCACAAUAAUGGAGCACCCGGCGACCAAGGCCUUGUUGGCGGACGAAACCCGCGUGCUUCCAGAGGCUGUUUCUUAUUUCUUAGACCAAAUCGAAAAGACAAUGCAAGAUGACUAUAUCCCGACAGACUGGGAUGCUAUAAGCUGUCCAACACCACUGCCUGGCUGCGUGGAGGCUUCGUUCAACAUGGGCCAGCUCACUAUGCGAUUGACAGACCCCGGCAACGCAACCGUCAAUCGGACAAAACUAUUUCCUCAGCUCGAGACGGCAUUCGCCGUGAUAUACGUUUUCGAUCUAAGCAGCUUCAGCUUCGAAGCCUUGCUUCAGUAUGAAUCAACCGUCAAUUCACAUUGGUUGAGAAAUUCGAGCAUCAUUGUCAUCUUCAACAAUUUCAAGGGAUUCGCCAAGAGACUCGCAGAAGAGCCGUUGAGCGAUGACUUUCCAGAUUAUGCGGGAGGAGAUGAUCAAAAGAACGCAUCUAGUUAUAUUCUCGCCAAGAUUAACAAUUUGAACCGGGCUCAUCUCCGGCUGUAUACCCAUUUCACAGACGGUGUGUAUGAUGAGAAGAACUUGCUGAACGUAUGGCGAAACAUCCAGGAUACCAUCGUGGAGCGUGCACUAGAUAAUCUCAAGCCGAAAUAA